UUACAUAAGUUAACACAUAUAUUCGUAAGUUUUAUAUAUUUGUAAAUUUUAUUUUAUUGAUAAAAUAAUUACUAAAUAAUAUAUUGAUACAUCAUGAAAAUGAGGAAUCUUGUUAAUACUGCUUAAGAUGGUUCAUCUUAAAAUUUUAUAAAUAAAUUGCAUGAUUAAAUGACAAAUUAAAUUCCAGUUUUUUAAAAGUAAGUUGUGAAACUAGACUUUAACCUAAUGUUUGAUCAUAGAAACCUUGAGUGAAGCCUCAUUGGAUAAAACAUCAGGUUAAGUCUGGUUUCCAUAAGUGAAGCCCUAUUGGACAAAACAUCAGGUUAAGUCUAACCAAAAGUUAACCAGAUAAUAAAAAACCGGGACCUAGAGAUCAUGGUAUCUGGGAAAGAUUUGUUAAUGAUUUAAAAUUAUGAAGACUAGAACUAUAAGAGACGAAACUAAGGGACAAGACACAAACUCUUCUUUGACGCAUUAUAUGUUACAUUAAGUACUCCAUAAGCUUCUUAUGUUAAGGAUUUCUUUGUGCGUUGACUUUAGUUUUAAGUAUGAACCUAAAUUUAUGGAAUACGUUAAGAAAGAGCUUGUGUCUCCCGAUUCUAAGCUUGAUUAAGACUAAAGUCCACUUUAUGCUACAAAUAUUGACCUAUACCGAGCACUUGAUAUGCGUAUCAAACACUAUAUUCGUACCAAAUUGGUUUAUAAUGGUAUAAACAACAGCGUAUUAAGUUGAUACGAUACGUAUCAUGAAACCAUACGAUAUUGUAUCAAAAUAGUAUUAAAUAAAUAAAUACACAUAUAGCGUUAUAAACGCUGGUAUAUUAAAACUGUAUUUCAAUUGCUGCCAAUAAAUUUUUUUAAAAAUGUUAUGUAAAGAGCUAGGAUUAAGUUGGCUAAAAGAGGAAACAUGAGUUUAUUUCUUUGUUAGACACAUUGCCUUUGUAUUUUAUCUAUGAUUUAUGUUGUUUACGAAUAAAUAAUUGUCGCAGACGUUUCUUCCGAUUAUCUUAAUAAGUUUUGAAAACUCCGAAUAGAGUAAAAAAUAAAACAACAUUUUAAGUGUUAAAGGGCAGUUUCAACUUCUUGGUAAACUUACCUAUCAGGUAAGCAUAUAUUUAUCUUCAUUUUUUCUAAAUAAAUACAGACACACAUUUACCUGAUAGGUGAGAUUACCAAGAAGUGAGAUCAGCCCUAAAUAAAUAUUAAACUAAAAUAAAUAUUAAAUAUUAAAUAAAUUAAAAAUAUUAAAUAUAAAAAAUAUAUUUGUUUGUUACUAAGAGAAAUGAAAUUCAUCAAUGUUUUGUGAAUAUUGUUAGAGAUAUACUUACAAUAUAUAUAUAUAAAACAUCAAAUUUGGACUAUCAAAUAUCAUAUCAAUAUCAUAUUAUCUUUAGAUUGAAAUUAAAUUAUCGAAAAAGACUAAAAAAAUUUUACAUAUUUUCCAUUUAUUUAUUUAUUUAUCUAUAUGAAUAUGUAUGCAGUUUUAUUGAAAUUUGAAUUUGUUACCUUGCGAAAGUCUUCUCUUGUAAAUUAAUAUCGAUCCAUUAUAAAGCGUAUUGAGAUUUCGCUGACUUGAUGUGUAAUGACAUCUCUUGGCACAAUACAACAAUUACUGAGGUAAAUUUCUGGUUAUCAACAGUUGUUGUCAUCUAAUUAAUUAUUAAUUAUUAAUUAAAUCACACACAUACACACCAGAGUGUUGUGCCAUACAUUUCAAGAUUACAUUUGUGAUUGCAUCUACAUGGUUGAUUUACGUAUGUUUACCUCAGAUGGCCAAAUUUGCUAAAACAAAUAAUAUCCAAAUCUUUCCUAGAAAAUUUGUAAGUAAAAUGGCAUUAAAUUAAAUACAAAUUCUGUUAUUCUAACAAGAUAAUGUUGUCGACAAAUUGUUAGCAUAAAUAUAAUAAAAUGUGCUUUACGAACGUUGCCAGCAAAUAGUCGCCAAAUAUCAAACAAGGCUUGAUGAUAUACUUGACGCCAAAUUAUCAUCAAAAAGCAAGGUCUACGUAACUCUGUUUGACUGUUUACUUUGACGUCAAGUUGUUGUCAAAAAGCAACUUGGCGUCAACUGAAUUGCAUAAACCUUGCUCACUUUUUUAACCACAAUUUGCUAUCAAGUUAUGAUGUAAACUUUGCUAGUAAAACACAAACUGAUUGCGGACAGAUGCUAUAGUAUUUGGUAUCAAGUUUUUUUAACUAAUUUAUUGUCAACUUUGAUGACAAAUUGUUUACUGAAUACGUUACGUUUACACAAUAUUUUUUAUGUAGAUAAUAUAAGCAAUAUAAGCAAUAUAAAUGGUUAUAAAUUAUAUAACACAAAAAAGGUAAUUAAAUUAUAUUUUAUAAGAUUGUUUAUAUAUUUUUAGUAUAAAUAAAAUAUAUAUUAUUACAAGAAAAAGGAAAAAUGUUUAAAUUUUAUUUUGUAAUCACAUGUGAUUAAAAGCAUCAUAAUAAUCCGAUUAUUGUUUAUAUAGAUAAAAACAUUUCACAUAGCUUACAUUGUAUACAUAUAAUGUAGAUUAUUUUUAUAGAUAUUUCAUGCGUAAAAGUCCAAUCCUAUCAUAUAUAUUUAGUAUAUGACAAAGAUAAAAAGCACUUCUACUGAUGACAAAAAAUAAAUAAAAGAGAAAAGAAAGAGAAAUAUUUUUUUUCAUUUUAAUUAGACGCUUUGUGAUAUGCGCAAAAUGAAAAUACAUCUGCACACCUCACACACAAUCACACAAAGCAUAUCGCAUAUGAGUGAAGUGGCGUUUGCGGAGUCGAAAUCCUGUCAUGGAUUUAAUUUCCUUGGCGACCGAAUAUUGAGCAAACAUAUGCAGGAAGAAAUUUCGCUCCCGUUAAAAGUAUUUUACUGCCGUAGCGUAAACAGCUGUUGUCAUUUCGAACGCGUAUUACAUCACAAUCGAAUCGGGAUUCUUUUGAAUUUUGUCAGAUUUAUUUGCAACGCAUUUCGCGUGCUUGCGAAACAAAUAAUGAAUGACAAAUAUUCCGAAUAUGCAGAAGACGCGGAGGAACCGUCCGUUACGUCAUCGGAUCCGAAUGAACGGAAAUUAGCGCGCCGCAUUCGUAUUCAGCGACGCUUAGAAGCGCUAACUAAAAAAACAGAUACUGAAGAUGCAGAAGUUGUCGAGAAGACGCUCACCGAGAGGCAAAUACUUGCUAGUUCUGAAUUGUUGGAAAACUUAUCGGUGGAAGGCGACGAAGUGGUGACUUCCGUGAAAGUGGCAAACGACGCUAGGGAACUACAGCGACGGAGAGAGGCGCAAGAUAUCAGAAGAAUGUUACUGAAGAAGCUCGAGGAAGAUGACGAGGAAUGUAUGAAAAGGUACCAGAAGAUCAAUGAGAAGUGGUCAAACAUUUUUGCGUCUAAGGACCCGUUAGAUAUACACGCGGAAAUGGAAGCCCAAAAUGCUAAGUGUCUGGAAAUCAUGGAGAGGAAGGAUGCUGUCAUCGCGCAAUUGCGGCAAGAGUUGGAGAACGCCGAUCUUAAGUUCGUUAAUGACCAGCAAAAUCAAAAUGAGGAUAUAGACUUAUUGAUCAAUAGGAUGGACAAUCAAAUGAACAUCAUGACUAAAGCUUAUCGCCAUGAAUUAUCGCUUAUUAAUGAUGUAAUGGAGUCUGAGCGUAAAAUGUUGGUGGAAAAUCUUUCCGAGAAAUGGGACACGCUAUACAAAAAGCUACAGGAGGACAGUAUCUCGGGACUAGACAGACGGAAGAAGAUAAUGUGCGAGUACGAAGAAGAGAUGAAGAGAGUCAUGAUCGAGCAUCAGGAAGAGUUCCGAGCACAGAAAAUCAAUUUCGAGCUUGAAAUUCAGAAGCUCCAACAAGAGGUACAGAGCACGAAAGCGCUAUGCUUCAUGAACAUCGAGAAACUGGAUUACAGUUAUGCCGUGCUUAAGCGACGAGAGGACGAAAACGCUAUAGUGAAAAAUCAGCAAAAGAGAAGAAUUAAUAAGCUUCAGGAUAUUAUCAACGAUCUGAAAAAGAGUUAUGCAGAGUUAGAAGAGAACACAAGGCUUGAGAUACAGAGGCUUACCGACCAGGUCAUAAAAGCGCAUAAGAAUAUUUUGGAUUUGAUGGAAAAGUCGGAUCACUUUACAAGAAAUAAUGAUAAACGGUAUAUGCAAAUUUGGGAUAUGAAUGCGAAAAAUGCGAAUGAGUUGCUCGAUAAGAUUUUAAAUGCUGACAAAAUCAUAUACGAACAAGCAUUAGGUAUGGAAUGGAAUCCACCUGAAAAAACCUUGCUUGGAAAAGAAGAUCUGCCGUCAUAUCGUAGUGUGAUGUGUACUAUAGAAGAAGAAAACAAAUUGAUCAACGAGAAAAAGACAAUAUAUGAAUCUUACAAACCAGCAAACACCCUUGAGGAAAUCAAUUUGGAAAGACGAUUGCUGAAUUGUAUCAUAAAACAUAUUUCCGAUCGUUGUGAUUAUCUGAUAGAAGAUAAAUUGCUCGAGUUGCUUUUACCUUAUACCGCGAACGAUCAGCUGGUCAUACGUUUGGAUAAUGUAUUUCAGGCGUUGAACAUUAAGUCUGAAAAGGAGCUUGGGUUUCUUUUGAAUUUCUUUCUGCCGUAUGCAUAUUGUUCUACGUGUAGCAAGGACUUGACCAAGGACACAUGCGGUACUACUGAUGAAUUUACUGAAUCUUCUUUACCGAAAACAGACAUUGAACAAGAGACAGACAUUUGUGGCGUUACGGAGGAGUUCACGGAAGAUGAAACUAAAUUAAUUAUCGCUGUGAAAAAAGCAAUUUCUGAUGAAAAAUUAUCUACUCCUAGCGACGAUGUUAGCGUUAUUUCGUCUCGAAGUUCCUCAACUGAAUUACUUCCUAUCGCGGAAUGUACUUCAACUUCACAUGAAUCUAUCAGUGAUAUCAUGAAGGAUGACGAUCAAAUGCAACGACGCUUAUUGUGUGACAAGGGACACUUGCUUGAAAUUGAAGCUACGUUUGUCACUAGAGCUUUACGAGAAUUCGUAGAAAAAUAUCAUUUUGUUAAAUGGAAAGAAAUGCCAGAGACAUUUCAAGAAAAAUUAACAAAGAAAAAGACAGUCGUAUCCCGAAAUAUGACAAUUCAAGAUAUAACUGAUUUUUGGAAGCGAUACAGUGAAAUUUUUCCAACAAAGAAGGAACAACUCUGGGAUGGUUUAUUAAUCGGACUUAAAAAGUAUCUUGAAAUAUUAAAAGAACGGCAUUGUUUGAAUACUGAAGUAAAAUCUUUACGAACGCAGAAUGCAGAAUUACGCCGUUUAUUGAAAACAUACAUAAUCCAAGUAAUGUCAGAAAAUAAUAUAUAGCCAUUAUUAAAUAUCAUAUUGAAAAAUAUUUGAAAUAAUAACACCUUAUAUUCUAUGUUUUAGUCUGAAUGUGAUAGAUUUUCGCAAGAUACUGCACAAUCUAUUCGUGAAGUGACUUAGGAUAGAACUUAAAUAAAUAUAUUUAAUGAAAAUUUCAUAGUGCAUUAAAUUCAAUGAUAUAUAAUUUUAGUGCAUGAAAUUCAAUGAUAUAUAAUUUUCGACAUCCAGAAUAAAAUGUAAAUAUACAUUGC
Molecule: messenger RNA, 5545 nt
Organism: Monomorium pharaonis (pharaoh ant)
Lineage: Eukaryota; Metazoa; Arthropoda; Insecta; Hymenoptera; Formicidae
Product: dynein regulatory complex protein 1
Exons: 10
Coding region: 2676-5294 (872 amino acids)
Biological process (GO): cilium-dependent cell motility; axonemal dynein complex assembly; regulation of cilium movement
Cellular component (GO): axoneme; axonemal dynein complex
Source: RefSeq, a predicted model, not a curated record